Molecule: messenger RNA, 3892 nt
Organism: Salvelinus sp. IW2-2015
Lineage: Eukaryota; Metazoa; Chordata; Actinopteri; Salmoniformes; Salmonidae
Source: RefSeq, a predicted model, not a curated record
UACUGCACUGUCGUGGAAACAAAAUCCCUUUCUAGGCAUGGGCCUGAGCACACAGCGCUGCGAGGGGAAUGACAACUAUUCACAUGGUGAUUAUAUUUAGACAGAAAGUAAUUAGGAGAAGUCGGACUGCUAACCCAGACUGUGGUGGAGGCUAGAAAGACUGGAGAGCUCCAACACUGCAUGAGAUCACCAACGGAAAGUGCUUUUCAGAAAACAUCUCCAACUUCAACCUGCUCUCUGGUCUAAAUGUGCAUGGGAAGCCAGCCCUCCCUUCUAGGCCAGGCCUGAGCAGUGACGGGAUACUUCAGCUGCAGAUCUUCAGCCGCCUCCAAUUCAUUUCUGAACAACUCCAGUGGCAAAGGUAUCCCAAGGGGAAAGAUUUACUGGAGGGGAGAACUAACGAAGCACAAAUUGUGAGAAGUUGGCAAAGUCAAUACCAGGCAAGUCUUCAUUAAUAUUCUUUCAAGCAGCUCCAUUGCCUCGACAUACCAUUAAUGAGAGAGUCCUUGUCAGUGGAGGAGGAUAGACACACAGUUGUCACAGAGCAAGCCCUCAACCCUUCCAGAGGUCUCCCAUUGGUGCAAACUGAUUGAUGAGUGAUUUCUCGUUGAUCGAUUAGCCUUCCUCCCAGCUGAUGCAGUGAGGCCAGUCUGGUUGCUUCAUAUGAUUUGAGAACUUUUCAAGCACUAAUCAGACAGAGACAAAAGUUGUGAACUUUUUUUAAUGUGUUGCCGUUUUUUGAGUUAAGAGUCAACUCAACUGAUACAUUGGACUGGCAGCAUUCGAUUGGAACCUGUUGACAUGGCUCUCAAUAUAUCUUCAGUAAGGGACACAAAAUGGCUGACGUUGGAAGUGUGUCGGCAGUUUCAGAGAGGAACUUGCUCACGGAGUGAUGAGGAAUGCAAAUUUGCACACCCACCAACGAGCUGCCAGGUUGAAAAUGGAAGAGUUAUUGCCUGCUUCGACUCGUUAAAGGGUCGUUGUUCAAGAGAAAACUGUAAGUACCUUCAUCCGCCUUCUCAUUUAAAAACCCAGCUAGAGAUUAACGGACGCAACAACCUCAUCCAGCAGAAGACGGCAGCAGCCAUGCUGGCCCAGCAGAUGCACUUCAUGAUCCCAGGCACGAGCAUGCAGCCUGUACCUGCGUUCAAUGUCACCCAGGGGCUUGGUACGAGCCCAGGUCUCAGCUACUCUCCUUACCUUACUCCCAUGACCUCCAUGAGCCAUGGGAUGAGCCUGAUACCCACGGAGCUGCUCCCCAGCACCCCAGUCAUGGUCCCUGGAAGCCCCCCGGUCACACUCCAGAGCUCUAACUCGUCCUCCUCUUCCCCCUCCCAGAAGCUAUUGCGCAUCGACAAACUGGAGGUGUGUCGUGAGUUCCAGCGGGGGACCUGUGCGCGAGGCGAGACGGACUGCCGCUUUGCCCACCCCAGCGACAGCCCCAUGAUCGACACCAGUGACAACACGGUCACCGUCUGCAUGGACUACAUCAAGUCGCGCUGCUCCAGGGAGAAGUGCAAGUACUUCCACCCCCCUGCACACUUACAGGCCAAAAUCAAAUCCUCUCAACACCAGGUCAACCAUACGGCUGUGGCAGCCCAGGCAGCAGCUGCAGCCAUGACUCAGUCGACUGCCAAAGCAAUGAAGCGACCCCUCGAGGCAACUGUAGACCUGGCAUUCCCUUAUGGCUGCCUGCAGCCCCUUCCAAAGAGACAAGCACUGGAGAAGAGCCACGGGGCCAGCUCCUUCUUCAACCCCAGUAUGUUGCACUACCAGCAGGCUCUGGCCAAUGCACAGCUCCAGCAGACAGCUGCGUUCUAUCCCACAGGGUCCGUGUUUUGCAUGUCUCCUGCUCCCGGCGUUGAUCAUCCUCAAGUAACUAACAGGAAAGGAACAGAGUGUCAAGACGCUGCCCUUAGAGAUCCCAAACAGCCCGUCUGUAAAUACUACAUUUGCUCCACAAGAGAACUACAGCAACCUGCAUGCUGAGAAGAAGAUUAGAGGCAAUGUAUAACAUUGAGCUAUGGUAAAAUAUAUAUAUAUACUGAUGAUAUACCAGUGUUGCUAGGACUACUACCAUUACUGAUAUGUAAAUGACUGAUUUUAUUAUAUGUAUACACACAUGAUUGGGGAUUCUGAAAAUGUAAUUGUAAAGGUAUUCAACAAUUACUUUUUUUAUGACCUUUUUAAUGUUUUGCUAAAACUACACAACACUCACCGAAAUCAAACUUUUUUUUUUUUUUUUUUUUUUGCAGAAAUGAUUGUGCAUCUAAGUGUUUGAUUCCUUUUAUUUAAAACACAGACUGUUGAAAAGCUCUCUUGUUUUUACUACCCCAUAUACAAAUGUACACUUGGCCUGUGCAUCAGGCCGGAAGGAGUGCUCUUGUUGUUCUUGUAAAGGAUGAAUGUGACAGAGGAUGGGAUAGUCUGUUGUUUAUCUGAUGGUUGUUCUCUGAUUAUAGGAUCACUGCUCCCCCUCCCGGUGUGCCUUGGUCCCUUUAUGAUGAAGGAAUAAGACAUGAUAAUAGCAGAACAUUGAAUUCUACCUUAUGGUGGCCAAAUGGCAGUGAUUAUAAUCAGCCACUAAUUCCAGAAUUGAUAAUGAAUCUAGCGAUCACUGGUUCCAAGUGUCUGUUUGCGCUGCACUGUUUGCGUUAUGUCUAUUGGGCCUUGAGUAUUUUAGCAUUCAUCCAAGAAACACCAUCUACCAGAUGUGCCAAUGACCUAGCAGAGUGAUUUGGUGGGCUGAAAAUAAUCCACCUUAGAAGAACUGAAAGGCUGAGUAAGAGUUUGGUGAGCUAUUAGACAUUUAAAGGGUUAGGUAGUUAUACUCCGAGGCCACAGACAUUAAAACAAAGGUACGUGUGGUGAUCUUUGUUAAAAAGGCUUACUUACACAUGAUGGGAGGUCACUUGUUAAUCUGGUCUUAUUCUAACUGUAGAAGUGCCUAAAGUAAUGUAUAUAACAUGCAUCUUGAAAAGGCUCUGUGUGAAAAAAUAUUCCACAUUAAAUAGAAAACCCUCACAAUUUCUCAAAACACUCCACAGUCUCACAAUAAUCACUUCUGGAAGAAAAUGAACACCUGUUUUGUGUGAUGUGAAUUCAGUGCAUUGGUACUCUUUGUACAGUGGGUUAGUUUUUACUGCUUUAACUUUUCAUUUGAUCAUUGACUUUUAUUUUAUUUUAAAUGUCAAUAUCUGACAGAUCUGAACAUGACUGCUUUGGCAUGAUGUUCAGUGAGGGUUCAUUAUGUAACAUGGUUUAGCUUCAUGCUUAAUGAGUUGAACGUUUUUUGCGACUAAAAAAAGUGAUUGGAGAUGAGAUUAGAAAACCGGAUAUGUAUCGUAAUUCUAUGUUGCUAACUCAUUCUUCUCUUUAUACAGCUGUCUUUAUCAUAUCCUCACGUUUACUGCAUUGAUAUCAUAGUCUAACAUCUUUCAAGUAGAAUGUAUCACAAUACAUGUUUUAGUGGUAGGACGUGGUCACAUUACAAAUGUAAUGAAACUCAUAUAACUCUACAUAUGUUAUUGUCAAAGCUUCAUUGUAUUUACAAACUGGUCUAUAAAACUAGCACUUACAAAACACAAGACAGAUUUAUCCACCAGUGCAAAGUCUAUACCUGUUAUUUACAGUAGGGUAUAGAAGACUACUGAAGCCAGUUAUUUACAGAAGGAUAUAAAAGACAAAAAUAAAGGAAAAAAUAUUGAACUAUUUACAUUUUAUCUACACGUACCAUUAUUUUACCUUUUUGCUCAAACUUGUAUGUUUUAUUUGCUCUUGAAAUAACAUUUAAAAACUUCACACAGGUGCAAACUGUUACCCAGUCUUUCAUUCUCCCCUUUUCAUUUUGUGUGUGAGUGAAAUCUGUAGGUGUAAAAAAAAAAAAAAAAAA